AUGAUUCAAUGACGCGCAUUUACCAUUUCCUCACCCUCUUUACUCUGUAUACUACCACCAACACGCCAGCAUGUUCAAGCCAGUCUGCAGGCAGGCUGUCCGCCAAUUGACCAGGCCUGCUCGUCCUGCAGUCGUUGGAAGGCGAUAUGCUCAUACUCCAGCGGCGUUUGAUUGGAAAGAUCCCCUUGGCGCGAGCAAUUUGUUUACGGAAGAUGAGCUGGCAAUUGCGGAGACUGCUGAGGCGUAUUGUCAGGAACGCAUGCUUCCCAGGCUGCUAGAGGCAUACCGAAACGAAGAUUUCGAUCGGAAGAUCCUCGAGGAAAUGGGAGAGCUCGGGCUUCUUGGUGCAACAAUACAAGGAUACGGGUGCGCCGGAGUGAGCAGUGUGGCGUCCGGUUUGAUCACACGAGCCGUAGAGCGAGUCGACUCGGGUUACCGAUCCGGAUACUCGGUACAGAGCUCCCUGGUAAUGGGCGGGAUCGAGGAGCACGGCACCCAGGAACUGAAGGACAAAUACUUGCCUGGGAUGGCUAAAGGGAAGCUGCUAGGCUGCUUCGGUUUGACAGAACCAAAUCACGGGUCGGAUCCUGGAUCGAUGGAGACAGUCGCAAAGCCACACCCGUCCAAGAAGGGAUACUACUCACUCUCUGGAGCCAAAACAUGGAUCACCAAUUCUCCCAUCUCCGAUCUGUUUCUUGUGUGGGCCAAGCUCGAAACCACGGGGAAGAUCCGUGGCUUCGUGAUUGAGAGGAGUCAGUGUCCACCCGGCACACUGGAGACGCCAGCCAUAAAGAACAAGAACGGUCUGAGGGCAUCAAUAACUGGCAUGAUCCAACUGGAUGAGUGUCCUGUUCCGGAAGAGAACAUGUUUCCUGACGUUGAGGGCCUGAGGGGUCCCUUCAGCUGCCUGAACAACGCGAGGUACGGAAUCGCAUGGGGAACGAUGGGCGCGCUGGAAGACAGCAUCUCGAGAACAAGAGAGUAUGCCCUCAAUCGCAAACAGUUCAAGGGCAAUCCAAUCGCAAAGUACCAACUUGUCCAAAAGAAACUUGCGGACGCCUCCACGGAUGCUGCAUACGGUAUCCUUGCAGCAACCCAAGUUGGAAGGCUCAAGGACGAAGGCAAAGCGGCCCCGGAAAUGAUCUCGAUGAUCAAGCGACAGAACUGUGAUAGGGCCUUGGUCAACGCGAGGAUACUGCAAGAGGUCUUUGGCGGCAACGCUGUCAGUGACGAGUACGGAAUAGGCCGACACGUCGCGAACCUGUUCGUGACCCAGACGUACGAGGGCCAAAGUGACAUUCACGCUCUCAUUCUCGGAAGAGCCAUCACGGGCCUUCAAGCCUUCUGCUAGGAGUUUACAAUGAUCGGCGAAUACUUUGACAAGAAAUAAUAGCUGUAAAUACAUAUAUCGAGGGUUUGCAGAUCCACGCUUCUUGGCAUGUAAAGACCAUGACGGAAAAGUACGGGGUAGUUGGUGCACAGGGGAUGACUCGUGCUACGACCUCAGGCAUACCACUGUGCCACCAAGGCAGGAACACCUUUCGUAGAUUGCAAAUAAACGCCAGAGCCUUCUGCAUGUUUAUGGAAAGGGAGACGGAUGUAUGGGUGAGCACCUUUGUAGAAGAGUACCCAGAUGGUGAAGCACUCCAGCCUGGAUAUGAGAGGUACCC
Mytilinidion resinicola is the source of this 1670-nucleotide messenger RNA. Its product is annotated as glutaryl-CoA dehydrogenase-like protein. Gene Ontology annotation, cellular component: mitochondrial inner membrane. Gene Ontology annotation, molecular function: fatty-acyl-CoA binding; flavin adenine dinucleotide binding; glutaryl-CoA dehydrogenase activity. The record is from RefSeq and is a predicted model, not a curated record. Lineage: Eukaryota; Fungi; Ascomycota; Dothideomycetes; Mytilinidiales; Mytilinidiaceae. Bases 71 to 1351 code for a protein of 426 amino acids. The transcript is spliced from 4 exons. Gene Ontology annotation, biological process: fatty acid beta-oxidation using acyl-CoA dehydrogenase; fatty-acyl-CoA biosynthetic process.